Molecule: messenger RNA, 2127 nt
Organism: Chanos chanos (milkfish)
Lineage: Eukaryota; Metazoa; Chordata; Actinopteri; Gonorynchiformes; Chanidae
Gene: zfp64
Product: zinc finger protein 64 homolog (mouse)
Exons: 6
Coding region: 1-2127 (708 amino acids)
Biological process (GO): regulation of gene expression
Cellular component (GO): nucleus
Source: RefSeq, a predicted model, not a curated record
AUGGCAUCAUUUAACGGCGACGGGAUCAAUCACGUACUUGUCGAAGUAAGCCCAGAUAUUCACAUCUGUGGUUUCUGUAAGCAGCAGUACAACAACUUUGAGGUUUUUCUUGCCCACAAGCAAAAUGGCUGCCAGAUACCCUCAACAGAUAUAUCAACCCCAAGCUCUGAACCAAGUGUCACCGAAUCUAGCACAGAGUUUGUUUUUGAAGAGGCCUUUCAAACAUCCAGAGGUGUCAAGAAAACCUUGACCAAAGCACAGAAGACACCUUCCAAAAAGUUGAAACCUGCACUAUCGCCAAAGAGGCAUAUUUGCUACUUCUCAGGUUGUACAUUCAAAACUCAGUAUGGCCAAAAAGACAUGGAAAGACAUAUCCUAACACAUACAGGCGAGAGACCAUUUGAGUGUGAACUGUGUCACAAGCGCUUCAGCAGGCGGGACAAGCUCAACCUGCACAGUCGCUCCCACACCGGUGAAAAGCCACACAAGUGUAAGUACUGCACUUACGCUGCCGCUGACAGCAGCAGUCUGAAGAAACACCUCCGUAUCCACUAUGACGAGAGACCUUUUAAGUGUCAGAUCUGUCCCUAUGCCAGUCGCAACUCCAGCCAACUCACUGUUCACCUGCGCUCCCACACAGGAGAUGCCCCAUUUCAGUGUAACCAGUGCAAUGCCAAGUUCAAGAUUAACUCCGACCUGAAGCGACACAGCCGCGUGCACUCAGGUGAAAAGCCAUUCAAAUGUGACAUGUGCGAAUACCGCUGUGCUAUGAAAGCUAACCUGAAAUCACACAUCCAGCUCAAACACAGCACAGCUGACACCUACCGCUGUGCGCAGUGUGACUUCCAGUGCGCCACCAAAGCCGAGCUACGCUACCACUCCCGUCAGCACCAACCCACUCAGCCCCUGCAGUGUUCAAAGUGCAGUUACUCUUGCUCCAGCAAGGGGGCACUAAAGAUCCAUGAACGCAUCCAUUCAGAUGAACGGCCAUUCAAGUGCGAGCACUGUUCCUUCGCCAGCAAGCAGCGCAGCAACCUGCUCAUUCACAAAAGGAAGUGCCAUGCUGAUAAACCAGACAGGGCUGUCACAGUAAAGGCUGGCAGCAAAGGUGGUGGUAGUGGUGGGGAGGAAGUGCCCAAGCCUCUCAGCUCCCGUUACCGGGCCAGACUGGAGGCGGCCCGGGCCUUCCGCUGUGACCUGUGUGAAGCUUCGUUUGUCAGGGAGGACUCAUUACGCAGCCAUAAAAGGCAACACAACACACAACAGCAAGGCAUACUGCGCGUCACAGCAGUGGCUCAACCGCAAGCUGUAGCCAAUCCCAACCCUUCAGUCCAAGCCUCUGGACAAGUCAGGGUCCCUCUAGUAACAGAACCACUUUCAUCCUAUAGCAGCACUCACCUGAAGAUCAUAGUGGCGCCCCCUUUAGGACCAGAGGGUUCAUUCGUCCAGGCUGCCGUAGACUUGCCCCAAGGAAAGGCUGGGGCAGUACUGCUUGGCGCAGAGGGACAAGACAUGCUACUCAACCCAGUGAUUCAACAGGUCAACCUCCUGACACCUGUGCAACACAUGGUGCCUCCACCAGGGGGCGCUCUGGAGCAUCAGACUGUUUUGCUGACCCACAUUGCCCCCAGUGAGGACAGCCCCGUGCACCAGACACUCCUGCAGACAACAGACGUCACUCCACAGACAACUGACAGCACCCAGACUUUCAUCAGCUCCUGCUCCGACCACCAGACAGCCGACAACAGCCACACGUUCAUCACUGCCUGCUCUGACCUGGACGGGCUCAACGCACUCAUCCAGGAAGGUGGCACCGAGGUUACUGUGGUAACUGAGGGCAACCCCGUGGUCACUGCGACAACAGAGCCCCCCUUUGGGCCACCACUGGACUGCCCAGCAUCUCAGGACAUGUCCAAGCAGGCCAGCCCGGUCGGUCCAGACCCCCAUGCCCCCUGUGACAACAGUGAUUUGGUGAUGUCUAGUUUAAGCAUGGGCCAACAAGGGGCUCUGCUUAUUCACAAUGUCCCUCUGGCCAUCUCAACCCAGGACAGACAUGCCGCUCUCGACCAGCUUUCCCCUCGCAACUUAUUCUCAGACUCCAACACAGGGGAUGGUGCUGAGGAGUGA